Messenger RNA from Hyaloscypha bicolor E, 936 nucleotides. RefSeq lists its product as uncharacterized. The transcript has 2 exons. The record is from RefSeq and is a predicted model, not a curated record. NCBI's taxonomy places the organism in Eukaryota, Fungi, Ascomycota, Leotiomycetes, Helotiales, Hyaloscyphaceae. The coding region runs from base 1 to 936 and encodes 311 amino acids.
AUGGCAUCAUCAGUGCUCUUCUCAUUCUUUCUUCUGGCUUGGACGCUGUGCGUCUUGCCUACAACUACCGAAGCAUAUUGGUUUCGUCGUUCCGACACAUCUCAUCAAUCACAAGUACGGCUGUCUGACGCAGCGGCCGCGACCUCAGUCCCUUCAACUUUGUCUUCGGCUCAGUCAUACAUCUUCUCAUUGCCGACUCCGAGGAUCGUCGAGCCCACCUUGACCUCUCAAGGCAUGAUUGUCACCUCUAUCAUCCCACUCUAUGAAGUCUGUAAUACUCCAGGGUCGGAUGCAUCAUCUUGUUCAACGGUGUUUGAGACGAUUGUGACAACGACCUGCUCUACGGUGUUGACAUAUGCUUUCACAAAGUCUACGAUCAGCGAUUGUAGCCAGAAUAUUACAUUCUCGACACAAAGCAGCUACUCUUUGGCCACUGCUACCGUCAGCGCUACCAUGACACCUGCUCCCGAAAACCAGCCGCAGUCUGUCACCACAUACGUUCAGAGUAUUGUGUCCUACUACAUCGCUCCGUGGCAGUCAUUAGCAGCAAACACACUCUCAAAUGUGACGGUCCUGGUCUGCCAACAUGAUUUUUCUGGAAAUCCAACAUGUACAACGAUCCAGGAAGUCUGGGUGGUCCAUACGGAAUCUGUUCCUGUUAUCACAACGAGCACAUUGAUCAUCUCGACAACACUCGCAUCACCCGCCGUGCUUCUUCUAGGCCCAACCGAAAGCAUAACAGCCACCGCCGGCCCAUUAUAUGUCUCUACUGAGAUCGUAUACUCAUCGAUGACCCCGAAUGCCACUACCUCUAUAUCGACGAUUCCCAAGACAUCGACCACUCAUUCGACUUUGACACUCACGAGCACUUUGCCUCCAAGGACUAUCACGUUAACUUUGAGUUCCGUGACUCCUACCCCUGAACCGUCAGUCUAG